AUGAGCUGGGGGCUCCGGAGCAGCCUGUGCCUGCUGCUGUGCCUCGCGGCGUGCCAGGACGCUCGCGCUUCCCAGCCCGGCUGUGCUGGGGUUUUGAAGGCAGUGAGCACAGAACGUGUUAAUGAGGAUGGUAUGGAGAUAGAGCCUGGUUCCCUGUCCUGCCCUGACCUACAAGCUCCUGUGGAUGGACAGAAGUUUGGUACGAAGUAUUUGGUGGACCACGAAAUCCACUUCGCCUGCAACCCGGGCUUCGAGCUCCUGGGCUCCAGCAUGCGGAUGUGCCAGGCGAACGGCAGCUGGACGGGAGAGGAGCCUCAAUGCAAAGGUAUCAGCAAAUGCUCCAGCCACCCUUGCCAGAACGGUGGGACGUGCGUGGAGAGGCUGAACCAGUACGAGUGCCUCUGCCCCCAGGAGUGGAGUGGGAUGAACUGCCAGUACCAAACGCAGACGGGGGCACCUAGAGCACGUGGCACAGGACUGCGUCCAAGCUCCCCCGGCGAUUCGCCUUCCACCCCCAAGCCCCGCUGCGCCAAGACGGAGCGGAGCCAGCACUGCAGCUGCGAGGCCGGCUUCCACAUGAGCGGCACGGUGGACAACGGCGUGUGCCGGGACAUCGACGAGUGCGAGGUCUACAAGCUGGACGGGGGCCCUCGGCUCUGCAUGUAUCAGUGCAUCAACGUCCCCGGAUCCUACCGCUGCGCCUGUCCCCGUGGCUACAACCUCCUUGGCGAUGGGAAGAGCUGUGAAGACAUAGACGAAUGCGCGCUGUCCCAGAACAACUGCACGAGGGGAACCACGUGCAUCAACACAGGAGGGGGUUUUCAGUGUGUCAGCCCAGAGUGCCCCCAGUCCAGUGGCAACAUCAGCUACGUGAAAACAUCACCCUUCCAGUGCGAGCGCAACCCCUGCCCGAUGGACAGCAGAGCCUGCCACCACGCAGCCAAAACCAUCUCCUUCCACUACCUCCCGCUGCCAUCCAACCUGAUAACUCCCACCCCUCUGUUCCGCAUGGCCACGGCCUCUGCCCCUGGCCGGCCGGGCCCGGACAGCCUGCGUUUUGGGAUCGUGGGAGGCAACAACAGAGGGCACUUCGUGAUGCAGCGUUCCGACAGGCAGACCGGGGAGCUCAUCCUCGUGCAAAGCCUGAAGGGCCCCCAGACGAUAGAGGUGGAUGUGGACAUGUCCGAGUACCUGGACCGCGCUUUCCAGGCAAAGCACCUGUCCAAAAUCACAGUCUUCGUGUCUGCCUAUGAGUUCUAGAGGAGGCGGUGGGUGCCAG
This is a messenger RNA of Tinamus guttatus (white-throated tinamou), 1279 nucleotides long. Lineage: Eukaryota; Metazoa; Chordata; Aves; Tinamiformes; Tinamidae. The record is from RefSeq and is a predicted model, not a curated record.